Molecule: messenger RNA, 338 nt
Organism: Vigna umbellata (rice bean)
Lineage: Eukaryota; Viridiplantae; Streptophyta; Magnoliopsida; Fabales; Fabaceae
Source: RefSeq, a predicted model, not a curated record
GAAAAAUGUGAAGAAGCAUCAACUUUUAAGGUAAGAAAGAUGAAUGGUCUCCAUGUUCUCAUACUUUCUAUCUUUGCUUUUCAGCUGUUGCUGUUUCCUUCUACUCCUGCACAAGCUGCACCUCUGGGUGAGUCAACUGUGAAAGUGAUGAAUUUGAGGCCACCCAGACAUCCACGACGACACCCACCGCCACCACCAACUCCGGGUUAUUCUCCCGAACCGGGUCCAGGAAAAACUAAACGAUCUCCUCCAACACCUUCCACUGUUGUAGCAGCACCUAUGAACUCUAUCUGCAGCAAGGAAUCACCUUUCAAUCCUUCUUCUGCAUCAACAUGAUC